GGAUUAAGGCUCCAGUCUCUUCGGGGGCGUGGGUUCGAAUCCCACCGCUGCCAACAAACCUUUUCGUGAAACGUAAACGAAAUAAUAAAUGGUUGAACGUAAUUUCAUAUCGAAUAAAUUCAGUUGAUCUUUCUGCAGUUGAUCUUCAUACAUCAUAUUAUCUUGCCUCAACUGUGACUGUAAAACAUUAUAAAUGCACGGCUCUUCUGAAUAGUCUCUUAUUUUGAAAACAAUCCCGGUAACAGAGAUCGUGCGGUUGUGUCGUCCUUCACACUUCAGAGAAGCCGGUUGAAUGUAAUUUGGUUUUCUUUCCAUGUUUUUGUAAUAGCCUCAUAUGUGCCAGUUUGAGGCAUGUGCUUGUAAAUGAUCUUUUAAAUUAUUAGAGAAAACAAUAAUAAAAAAGUAGAGUUUAUUAUUAAAAAUGAACAGAUCAAUGAAGCCUGAUAAGGGUUGUUCUUUGACCCUUGCACUGACCGUGUGCUCUGCUGCUAUUGGGGGAACUUUUCAGUAUGGCUACAACUUGGCCAUCGUCAGUGCACCCACUGCAUAUAUCCAGAAGUUUAUUAAUGAGACAUACAUGGAGAGAUGGGGCACUCCUCUGGAAUCCAAUCAGGUGGUCCUUAUUUGGACUGUCAUAGUGUCUGCUUUUUCCCUUGGUGGACUGUUUGGGUCUCUGCUUGCUGGCCCAAUGGCUAUCCGCUUUGGACGCAGGCAAAGCUUGUUGCUGAAUAACUCUUUCCUUUUGGUUAGUACAAUCAUGGCCUUGGCCAGUCGCUCAGCCAGAUCCUUUGAGAUGAUCAUGAUUGCUCGUUUGCUUGUAGGAAUUAAUGCAGGUGUGAGCAUGAAUGUCCAGCCUAUGUAUUUUGGGGAGAGUGCACCUAAGGCCAUGAGGGGUGCUGUUGCUUUUUCUUCUGCUGUUUUCACAGCACUGGGAAUCCUGCUGGGGCAGGUAACAGGUUUGACUGAAAUUUUGGGGAGUGAGGCUCUUUGGCCAUAUCUUCUAGCCAGCAACGCUGUUCCUGGACUGCUCCAGUUGCUAACCCUACCCUGGUUCCCAGAGAGUCCUCGCUACCUGCUCAUCGAUAGAGGUGACAGAGAGGCCUGCAGUCGUGCUCUUACCCGCCUGAGGGGCUGCAAUGUGUCUGAUGCUGAGAUGGAGGAAAUCCUUGAUGAGCAGAAAGCAGUUGGUGAGACACGAGCAAAAUCACUGUGGGAACUAUUGUCUGAUUGUAGCUUCCGGCGUCAGCUGUACAUUGUCAUGGGAGCCAGCAGCUCUAUGAUGCUCUGCGGGAAUGAUUCUAUUUACUUCUAUGCCUCAUACAUAUUUCAAGAGGCAGGAAUACCCACGGAUAAGAUCCAAUAUGCUUCCAUUGGAACAGGUGCUUGUGAAUUCACUGCAGCUAUAAUGUGUAACAUGCUAAUUGAAAGACUGGGUCGCCGCUUGCUCCUUGUUGGUGGGUAUGUGCUCAUGGCUGGCUGGGCAGUGGUGUUCACUCUGUCUAUGUGUCUGCAGGGUAAAGUGACUGGCAUGCCCUACCUGAGCAUGGCAUGUGUCUUUGCUUACAUCCUGAGCUUUGGCAUGGGUCCUGCAGGAGUAACUGGGAUACUGCCCACUGAGCUCUUCAACCAGAUGGCUCGUCCUGCAGCUUACAUGAUUGCCGGCUCUAUGAUGUGGCUCAACCUCUUCCUGGUGGGAAUGGUCUUUCCUUUCAUAGUCAAGAGUAUGGGCCAGUUUUGUUUCAUUCCUUUCUGUGGUGUGUGUGUGCUCUCAGCCAUAUUCAUUGGUCUUGCCUUACCUGAGACAAAGGGGAAGACUAUAUCUGAAAUCUCAGCAGAGUUUGAAAAACACAACACAAAGGCUUUAUCUAAUUCAACACAAGACCAAUUAGGGCUAAAGGAAUCACAGCAAAUUAUCCAACUAAAUUCCUAUGAUUGACAAAGUUUGAACAAAGUGAUUAUACCAUGCAUAUUGCUGACUUUACAAUAUCAUAUGAAAUAAAGAAAGAAGUAUUUGCUGCAUCUAUUUUGUUUAAAGUUAAAUUCAGGUAUUUUGAGGAGACAAUGGAUUCCUUUAGCAGACACCAAAUUUAAUCUAUUUAAUAAUAAUUAAUUAAGUAAUGAUUUUUUUUUUCUUAUUUGGCAUCCUGUUUGUUCUUGGAAAUGUGUGUGUACCAAAAACAAACUAUGUCAACUGUCUCUGUAUGUAUACAUGUUGAUAUUGUAUACAUGUAUGACUUAUUUUUGACUGUGUAUGCUCUGAUAGAAAACAUUGUGCACGACUAUUCAUGAGCCUCAUCUCAUUUGAAAAUAUAAGUUAUUUUUGCUGCAUUGUACAGAGAUGAACUAUAUGAAAAUUUAUUUUAAACUGAGAUUCUCUUACAAUACUGACGUGCUGCUAUGUUGCUACUGUGUAUAUGGUGCUUCUUAGUAAUGCUAUGAAUAGACUCAUAAGUCCUCGUAUUUAAUUGUACUUGAAAUCAGUUUGUGUUAAACUACAACUGUUGAAAAUGUUAUGCCUGAUUGUGAUGUAUUUAAAAACAAAAUAUACUUCUAGUCUUUACUCAGAACCUUUAUCUAUUA
Molecule: messenger RNA, 2580 nt
Organism: Tachysurus fulvidraco (yellow catfish)
Lineage: Eukaryota; Metazoa; Chordata; Actinopteri; Siluriformes; Bagridae
Product: solute carrier family 2, facilitated glucose transporter member 11
Exons: 1
Coding region: 422-1936 (504 amino acids)
Biological process (GO): monosaccharide transmembrane transport
Cellular component (GO): membrane
Molecular function (GO): hexose transmembrane transporter activity
Source: RefSeq, a predicted model, not a curated record